Molecule: messenger RNA, 2586 nt
Organism: Danio aesculapii
Lineage: Eukaryota; Metazoa; Chordata; Actinopteri; Cypriniformes; Danionidae
Gene: hnrnpul1
Product: heterogeneous nuclear ribonucleoprotein U-like 1
Exons: 16
Coding region: 145-2493 (782 amino acids)
Molecular function (GO): protein binding
Source: RefSeq, a predicted model, not a curated record
UUCAGUGUGUCUUCUGCUGCCCCGUCUAGAAGCCCGCGAGGUUGUAAUCCUGUGUUUGUUUACAUUACACAAACAGGCUCCUUCAACUGAACAAUAGCCUUUUCUCUGGACUGGGAGUGAGAGCUCCACACUGUGUCAUGCAAGAUGAGUUUGGAUGUGAAGAAACUGAAAGUGAACGAGCUGAAAGAGGAGCUCCAGAAGCGUGGGUUGGACACUAGAGGACUGAAAGCGGAUCUGGUGGAGCGGCUGCUGUCAGCUCUGGAGGAUGAAAAACAGCCCACCUGUGAUGAGGAGGCAGAAACAGGAGUUGCAGAGGCUGGGAAUGAUGAGCAGUCUGACCAAGGACAGAUGGCUGAUGAGGAAGAGAGCUCUGAGAUGGACACCAAUUUUCCUGAAGUCCCUAAUGAUGAAAGCAAAAUAGAGUCUGUGGAUGAGCAGCCAGCAACAGUUGAGACGGUCAGCAAGGAAGAACAUGAGGCAGCCACAGUAAAGCUGAAAAGUGAAGAUGAGAUAAAGCUAGAGCAGCAGGAGCAGAGACCUGAAGCCAGCAAUGAACGGGAGGCUCUGGAAAGCCAGCAGACUGAAGAGUGCAAGACUGAACCAGACAGACAUGCACAUCAUGGCCACAAGAGACGCUAUGAGGAGGCCCACGGUAACAGCCAUCAUGAUCACCGCGAAGACAAAAGGUCCCGGUCACCUCAGCCUUCUGCGGAAGAGGACGAUGAAGAUUUUGAUGACACACUAGUGGCCAUUGAUACUUAUAACAGUGAUUUGAACUUUAAAGUCUCUCCUGACCACUGCAGCGGCUAUCCUUUGACCAUCGAAGGGUUUGCUUAUCUCUGGUCUGGAGCACGAGCCACAUAUGGAGUAAACAAGGGACGUGUUUGCUAUGAGUUGAAGGUCAAGGAGUAUAUAUCAGUAAAACAUCUUCCCAGCAGUGAGCCUGACCCUCAUGUUGUACGAGUUGGCUGGUCUCUGGAUUCCUGCAGCACACAGCUUGGAGAGGAGACGUUCUCUUAUGGCUAUGGAGGAACAGGAAAAAAGUCUACCAAUUACAAAUUUGGAGACUAUGGAGAGAAAUUUGGUGAAGGCGAUAUCAUUGGAUGUUAUAUUGAUUUUGACAGUCAUGAACAGGUGGAAAUGGCUUUCUCAAAGAAUGGGAAAUGGCUUGAUGUGGCAUUUCGUGUGUCUAAAGAAGAGCUGGCCAGUCAGGCUCUGUUUCCUCAUGUUCUGGUGAAGAAUUGCGCUGUCGAGUUUAACUUUGGCCAACGGGAGGAGCCUUAUUUUCCAUUGCCAGAUGGCUACUCCUUCAUCGGAGACGUCAGCUUGGAGAACAGGGUCAGAGGCACUGUAGGUCCAAGCAGCAAAUCUGAUUGCCAGGUCCUGAUGAUGAUUGGCCUUCCUGCUUGUGGUAAAACCACAUGGGCUGCUAAACAUGCUGAGAUGAACCCAGACAAAAGAUUUAACAUCCUGGGCACAAAUGCCAUCAUGGAGAAAAUGAAGGUGAUGGGUCUGCGUCGCCAGCGGAACUAUGCCGGCCGCUGGGACAUCCUGAUUCAGCAGGCCACUCAGUGUCUGAACCGACUGCUUCAGAUCGCCACGCACAAAAAGCGCAACUACAUAUUAGAUCAGACAAAUGUAUAUGGAUCAGCCCAGAGACGAAAGAUGCGCCCCUUUGAAGGGUUCCACCGUAAGGCUGUUGUAAUUUGCCCCAGGGAUGAGGAUUUAAAAGAACGAAAGAGUAAGCAAGCUGAGGAUGGCAAAGAUGUUCCCGAUCAAGCUGUUUUAGAAAUGAAAGCCAACUUUGUGCUGCCCGAGGCGGGAGAUUUCCUGGAUGAAGUGAUGUUCAUUGAGCUGCAGAAAGAAGAAGCUCGAGAGUUGAUCAAACGCUACAAUGAAGAAGGCCGGAAGGCUGGACCUCCUCCUGAAAAACGCUUUAAUAGCUGGGGAGACAGGAGACGCGAAAACAACAACAACAACCAGCGGUACGACAGUCAUGGAGGAUCAAGAGGAGGCCAUCAGAGCAGAGGAGGAUCUGGAGGAGGCUACAGCGGAGGGGGUUAUAAUCGUGAUGGCUACAGUCAGAACCGCUGGGGAGGGAAUUACAGAGAGAGUCGAGACGGAUACAGCAGCAGCAGCAGCAGCCAUCAGACUGGAGGAAACUACAAUAAUAAUCGCUAUGGCUCUUAUAACAAAGAUGGAUAUGGUCAAGGUUAUAAUCAAGGCUACAACCAGGGCAACUAUGGCCAAGGAAAUUACAACCAAGGCUACAACUAUGGCAACUAUAGCCAGUACCCAGGAUAUGGGCAAGGGUAUCAUGACAAUCAAGGAUCCGGACAGUCCUACCAGCAGAGCUAUAAUCAGCAGUAUCAACAGUAUGCGCAGCAAUGGCAGGAGUAUUACCAGAAUCAGAGCCAGUGGAACCAGUACUAUGGUCAGUACGGGAACUACUCAGGACAGCAGGGCAGCCAGAGUUCAUACGGCUCACAGUGAACCAGAACAACAAUCUGACAUCAUUACCUCCGUAAUUACACACAUCCAGACCUUGCCUUACAUAAAACACAUCCUUCCACGUUAACGUCCAUC